Molecule: messenger RNA, 2305 nt
Organism: Zootermopsis nevadensis
Lineage: Eukaryota; Metazoa; Arthropoda; Insecta; Blattodea; Termopsidae
Source: RefSeq, a predicted model, not a curated record
GAGGUAAGAGGUUGAGGUUUCGAUGGAGGUGGGUUGUGUUUAUAUUUAUAUGGACGAUUCGAAUAGCCUCGCGUUGAGCGGCAGUACGCCAGCCAGCAGUUGUGAGCGGGCAAGCGGCCGAGAGCAUAGCAGUUCUCAACCCCACACAGUUCGUCGAGGGACUUCCUCCUCUACUGCCCGUGGAAUAGGGCAUCCGACAAUAUCUGAUCUCUCAACAACAGUGUUCAUCCCGUAUCGGCGUGUGUGCAAUCAGAAACCUGUCCGACUGUUGAGUCUUUGUGGAUUAGAAAGUUCCGCGUUCGUUCAUUUUGCGGUACCCCGAACAAAACAUUUCAUGUCCGUCAUGAAGUAGCAGCACGCUAUAAUAUUGUGAACUACUGACAAUGCGCUUUAUACACAGUGUUGGUAAUAUGAUAAAGAUUAAUUUUCAGUUGCGUAAUCGGUUUUUAUUCGAAAAGUUUAUGGCGCUGGGAUCAAUAAUGCCUUGUGUGUAUGGCGACGCCAUGCAAUCGAUACAAGAAAGUAACAGUUGAAGUCGGUUGGGAUGAGCGCGUUACAGACGACUACAUCACUACACUGCAUAUUUUGCAUUCUUGUGACUGUGCCCAGAAAACAUCACCGUCACCAACGCCAUUACCCAUACGGAAGAGGCGAUCUGUUUUUACAGACAUUACGUCAUUAUUGUUCCUACCACCUCGAACGGUGUAAUUAUAAACAAUAUCACUUCGCUACAGAAGCAUCAUCCUUUAUGAAUAAGACAUCUCUCAUCUGACAAGACAUCAUCUCAUUUCUGUACUAUUAAUUCUCGUACAUCUUCUUGAAGUAUUGGAAGCAGCAGCAAACCCAACAAGCAGCAAAAAUGGGCGAGAAAGUAUCCUCCACUUAUUUGUCCCAACUCAAGGCAAUGAUCAUCAGGAACCUCCUUCUUAAGAAACGAGAGAAGAGAAAGACUAUUGCUGAAGUAUUUCUGCCCCUUUAUUCACUAGGAAUUUUAAUUGUGAUCAAGAUCAUGAUACCAAACCCAAACUUUCCUGUUAUGAGCACUCCACGGGGAGAGGCAGACCUAUUUGAGCACUUUCAGCAAUUCAAGAAUCACACCAUAGCCAUCGUGCCAAACACCACUGAGACACAGCAUUUCCUGGACAAUGUGAAUCACCUGUGGUUGACAAUGCACCUCGACCCAGGGCUCCAUCCAAUCAACUUCAUGAUGUUUGACACACAUGAUGAUCUGCUUACAGCAUAUUGGAAGGAGCCAGCGUCUAUACCCGUUGCUGUUAUCUUUGAAACGGAUGAUCCUGUCAAAGGAAUUUUAAAGUAUGAAAUCAGGACAAAUCCUUCUUUUGUGGUAACACCUUCAACAACAGAACUCUACUCAUCACCAGCAUCAUGUCGAGAGAGCGAAGGUCAUUGGAGUGGAGUUUUCCCUAUAGAAACUGGAGAGAGCUGUCCAGUGAACCAGUACUAUUACUCUGGUUUUGUGGCCAUCCAAGCUCUCUUUGAUUUCACCAAGAUCAGGUUGGACUCUGGUCAAAUGGACAUUGAAGUACCACACAUCAUGCUUGAACUGUUUCCAAAAGAGGCAUACACUGGAGACUGGAUGGUGGCAUUCCGGGUUGUGAUUCCACUCUAUAUGGUGAUGGCACUAUCACAGUUUAUAACAUAUUUACUAAUUCUUAUUGUUGGGGAGAAAGAAAAUAAAAUCAAAGAAGGGAUGAAGAUAAUGGGGUUGCGUGAUUCUGUCUUCUGGUUGUCAUGGUUUAUCAUCUACGGAGUAUUUGUGCUGUUUCUGACCAUCAUCAGUUCGAUCCUGCUGUUCACGCUGAGAGUCUUCCAGCACACCAAUUUCCUGCUCAUCUUCCUGUUAAUCCUGCUGUACAGCCUCUCCAUCAUCAUGUUUGGUUUCAUGCUCACCCCCUUCUUCGACAAGGCGCGGACUGCUGGAAUUCUUGGAAACUUCGCAGUGAACAUCAUGAGUUUGCUGUACUUCAUACAAGUAUUUGUUGACGACUCAAGUUCUGUAGCCUUCUGGCUUGUUUCCCUCAUCAGUUCAACAGGAUUUGCUCUUGCCAUGGAUAAGGCAUUGGUGCUGGACUUGUCAGGGGAUGGUGUGAGUUUUGACAAUCUGUGGUCAGGCCCUGGGAUUCCGUUUGGGGGCAGCUUAAUCAUGAUAUCAUUGGAUAUUGUUCUAUAUGGUCUUCUUGCCUACUACUUGGACUGUGUUAUUCCCAGUGAACAUGGUACCAAGAGAUCACCAUGGUUUUGUUUCACUCCUAGAUUUUGGUGCUCUAAGAAAUCUGCUCCACGA